Messenger RNA from Cucurbita moschata (crookneck pumpkin), 479 nucleotides. RefSeq lists its product as uncharacterized. The record is from RefSeq and is a predicted model, not a curated record. Bases 35 to 391 code for a protein of 118 amino acids. NCBI's taxonomy places the organism in Eukaryota, Viridiplantae, Streptophyta, Magnoliopsida, Cucurbitales, Cucurbitaceae. The transcript has a single exon.
UUCCUUUUUUUGGGUCUCAGAUUUUAGAAUAAACAUGACGGGCUUACAGAGGUCCGCCGUGUCGUUCCGGCGUCAGGGCUCCUCCGGCUUGGUCUGGGACGACAGAUUCUACAGCGGCGAAUUGAAACCCACAAAGCGUCACCAUGAAGAACAACUUCAACCCGACGCCGUUUCUCUUUCCAAAGAGUUGAGGACUUGUCGCAGCGUCGGAUCCACCGCCACCUCUGAAGGAACCCGAUCUUCCGCCGUCCACCGUAUGGAGGUUAUAUCGCCGUCGCCAACGCCAAGUAUGGGGGACCCAUCUUCACCGAAGUUCACCGGCUGCGGAUUCUGCGGCGUGUUUGGCCGCCCCAUCGGCGGGUCUCGCCAUCAGAAAUCCAACAAACAUUGAUCGGAGCAAUUUGAUUUCGUUAAUUCUCUGCAAGUUUUCCCCUGGGAUUAUUAAUUUAUGAAUUGUUUGUUGAAAAUAAAGAAAUUAC